GUCAGAUGAUCAGCAUAAUUUUAUAAACAGAGGCUGACUUAGGAAAUGUUGGAUUGCUCGGCGCACAAAGGUGGAGACAUGCAGGAAAGACGAAGGGAGGAUGAACGUUACACGGACAACGGGAACUUUCCAGAACUUCGUUGUGGAGCUAGGAAGCACACUGAGGACCAGGCAGAUGAGAAGUGUGGAGAGCCUGGAUCUUCAGAAGGUCCACCCUGGCAGCCUGAGGAAUCUGACUGCCUCCCUUCCAUCUUCCUGGCAGCCUUUCUGGCAUUCGUCUUUGUCUCUGUUUCCAUGGUCUUACUUUGUCAUGAGACUGUCCACUUUUCUUUGAGGGACCUCAAGGCCUUGAGUCCCAACAGCGUUCAUCUACCCAAGGAAGAUGUCCAAUCUCUUCCUCUCUUUUUCCCAAACCAACCAGAAUCAACCUGGGGGACAUUCCUGCGACACGUGUGCAACCCGUUGGGGAAAUCUCGCCUGGAGGAGCCUUGGAUCCUGGUUGGAAUCGGCCCCGGAGAUCCAAGCCAGACCCUUCUCUGCUUCACAAAAAUGAUGCUCUCCUUACUGACUCAGCAAAAAUCCAUCAGCGUUGAGUUUCUGGACGCAACCAGCCCUUGGCUUCCUCCAAUGGGUUCUUCUAAAAAUAGGACCUGGGUGAUCAGUAGCGUGAAGGUUCUUUGGGGACAAGAGAGUCUCCCUGGUGGAUUGGUGGUGUCAUUGCAAAGUAUCCUGGAGGGAAAAGGGGAGGCCACCAAGAACGCAUUUGCCCUCGUGGGGAAUGGCGUGGAGCAGAGUCGGGAGAGGCCCCUGCUCCAAAGAUUGACCCCUUCCUUGAUCUCUAGAAUUUUGAGCUUGAAUCCCAAUAGGAGAUUGAGCAAGGCGAUGAUCGACCACGAGAACUUCCUCGUCCUCUUCGUCACAUCUGAGCAAUAUUUGGAAAGUGGGUUGGUUUGCUAA
Messenger RNA from Notechis scutatus (mainland tiger snake), 957 nucleotides. NCBI's taxonomy places the organism in Eukaryota, Metazoa, Chordata, Lepidosauria, Squamata, Elapidae. The record is from RefSeq and is a predicted model, not a curated record.